Molecule: messenger RNA, 1456 nt
Organism: Anarrhichthys ocellatus (wolf-eel)
Lineage: Eukaryota; Metazoa; Chordata; Actinopteri; Perciformes; Anarhichadidae
Gene: nit1
Product: nitrilase 1
Exons: 6
Coding region: 120-1076 (318 amino acids)
Molecular function (GO): hydrolase activity, acting on carbon-nitrogen (but not peptide) bonds, in linear amides
Source: RefSeq, a predicted model, not a curated record
AGAAGACAGUAGCUCAGCUGACUCUUCCUGCUGUACACUUAAACACUACUGAACCAAACAUAUGUGACACUAACACGGGCUAAACGAGACGUGACGUGCUGUCUGGGUCACUUGGACCAAUGUUCAUGGUGAGGUGCAUUUUGGGAACUUGUGCAAAGACUUUGGCCUCUCUUCCAGUUUGGAAACAACAGAUCAAGCUACAAAACAGGAUGUCGACUUCACCUCGCCCAGUGGCCGCAGUGUGUCAGGUGACGGUCAUCCCGGACAAAGAGGCCAACUUCUCCGCCUGCAAGCAGCUGGUGGAGGAAGCCCAGGCACGAGGCGCCAGCAUGGUCUUCCUCCCCGAGGCCUUCGACUACAUCGGAUCCAGCGGGGAGGAGACGCUGUCGCUGUCUGAGAGCCUGACGGGAGACACGAUCUCAAAAUACACUCAGCUGGCUAGGAAGUUGGAAGUGUGGCUGUCUCUCGGAGGAUUUCAUGAACGAGGACAUGACUGGGAGUCUGACAGACGAAUCUACAACAGUCACGUCAUAAUUAAUGAUAAAGGUGACAUCGUCUCAGUUUACAGGAAGUCCCAUUUGUUCGAUGUGGAGCUGCCAGACAAAGGUGUGUCCCUUAAAGAAAGUGCCUUCACCAUCCCGGGACCCUCCCUCGUGUCUCCGGUCCAAACUCCCAUCGGCAAGGUUGGCCUGGGCAUCUGCUAUGACCUGAGAUUCCCGGAGUUAUCGCUGGCUCUGCGACGGCACGGGGCAGAGAUUCUGACGUAUCCAUCAGCCUUCACUGAAGCAACAGGAGCUGCUCACUGGGAGGUGUUGCUCCGUGCGCGGGCCAUCGAGAACCAGUGUUACGUCCUGGCAGCGGCGCAGGUCGGCCGGCACACCGAGAAGCGGCGGUCGUACGGCCACGCGUUGGCGGUGGACCCGUGGGGGGAGGUGCUGGCCGACUGCGGGGGGGAGAAGCCGGGCGUGGUGCUGGUGGAGAUCGACCCGGAGAAGGUUGGCAGCACCAGGAGGAACAUGCCGGUCCAACGGCACCGCAGAGACACUGGUUUCUAUCAGAGUAUGGAGAAGACUUGACAACGAGAGAAGUGAAGAGUGCAUCAGGAGCACUUCAAGUGACUGAGCUUAUUAUCGGUAUAUGGUUCAAAAUCAGCCUUCUCUUCUUUUACUGCUUACUCAGCUGUCCUGGUUUAACUUUUAAAUCAUCUUGUCAUCACUGCAUUAGAUAAUCUCACCAAAUGAGUCUAUACAAAUUAGAUAUUACUCAUAUUUGCCACUAGGUGGUGCUGUUGGGUAGUAACGAUAUUAGAAACAGGAGGAAAUGGUGGUAAAUUACAGAUAUAUGUUGUACUGAAUGGAUAUGUUCAUAUUAUUUAAUUAGAUUAAAUACCGUAAAAAAACAUCACCUUCACUUUGUUUGUUUGUCUUCUGUAUCCAGUUACAAAAUAAAUAGUUAA